This is a messenger RNA of Salvia splendens (bonfire salvia), 1168 nucleotides long. Its product is annotated as transcription factor RAX1. Bases 121 to 1038 code for a protein of 305 amino acids. The transcript is spliced from 3 exons. Lineage: Eukaryota; Viridiplantae; Streptophyta; Magnoliopsida; Lamiales; Lamiaceae. The record is from RefSeq and is a predicted model, not a curated record.
CCCCCUCUCUCUCACACACAAAAACACACACUAAUCCACUCUUGGAAGACCUAGCCAGAAGAGGAUCAAUUUUAGAUCAAUAAUUCAACAAUAAUUGAACCAUAAGUUAGCUAGAGAAAAAUGGGAAGAGCUCCAUGCUGCGACAAAGCCAACGUGAAGAAAGGGCCGUGGUCGCCGGAAGAAGACGCCAAGCUCAAAUCCUACAUCGACCGCCAUGGCACCGGUGGUAACUGGAUUGCCCUCCCUCAAAAAAUUGGCCUAAAGAGAUGCGGCAAGAGUUGUCGCCUCAGAUGGCUCAACUACCUCCGCCCCAACAUCAAACACGGUGGCUUCUCCGAAGAAGAAGAUAACAUCAUAUGUAGCCUCUAUAUUAGCAUCGGAAGCAGGUGGUCAAUAAUUGCAGCCCAGCUGCCAGGGAGAACUGACAACGACAUCAAGAACUACUGGAACACGAGGCUAAAGAAGAAGCUUCUAGGAAAGCAGCGAAAAGAGAAGAGCGGCCGCGGCAAACAAACCGCCACAAAGGGUUCAGGCGGUGGCCCAUACUUCCAAACCGGGCCACCGCCCCCGCCUCCUCCUCUGCCGUCUCUUCCACCCAUACCCUACUCCUCGGGCGAGGAGGCGCGGUUCAACAACCACUCCUCCAUCAGAAGGCUUCUAAUGAAGCUCGGGGGUAGGUUUUCGAGCCAAGACCCGAAUAACUCAGGGCUCGCACCCGACAAUGAUCAUCCUCGAUAUCCGAGCAUCGAUGAUCAAGCCCUAAUCCAACCAAUGUACUGUGAUCCAAUCGAUCAAUUGAUCACUAGUUCCGACCAAACCCCUUUGCUUGGCACGGCGCUGCCUCCGCCUCAUUUCGGGGUGGGCCCGACCGAGGCGAGCGGCGGAGUGUAUGAGAAUCCGCAAGGGCUGGAGUUCUUAUAUGAUGAUUUGGUGAAUGGGAGUGUUUUUGGAGGAGAGAGUGUGGAUUGGGGAGAAAUGAAUCAGUGGAUUUGUGGACAAAAUGAGGUACCAUGGAACAUAAUCAAUGGUCAUUCUUGAUUUGGAUAUUUGUACAUUGUACAUUGUGCAUUGUAUAUGGUACUCUUUGUGUGACUCUGUUUUUUGGAGAUGUUUGCUUAGUUUAUCAUUUCCAAAACCCUAGUUAUAGUACUUCUCACAUUUUGAUGCA